GUAGUUUUACUCUCGCGCAUGCGCGGUUGCCGAACGUGUGCCGGAAACGGAAGAGUGACGCAAGGAAGGUAAUCAGUAGGGGGAAUUAAAAGUUCCAAAAGCGACUACAAUAGAACGCAGAUAAAGUCCCGGGAAGCUGCCCGGUGUCGAACAGAGAAGGAAUAGACCCGUUGGAGAGGCCUCACAGAAAUGCGUGCUGGUCAACCCUUCACAGUAUAGUCAAGAUGGGCAAAUGACAUCAAGAACAUAAGAGCGACGCUGCUUUCUGUGCGUUUCCAGUCCAAAUGAAGAGAUGGAAGAGAUGAGAUGUAGUCCUGACAGCAACCAAGUCUCCAACAACAGCAAUUGUUCCAAGGCGGUGAGUCCGGCCGCGGGGGAACAUCCUCUCCAGUACAACUACACUUUCUGGUACAGUCGUAGGACACCGAGCCGUCCCACAAGCUCGCUGAGUUACGAACAGAACAUUCGACAGAUUGGCACUGUUGCAUCGGUGGAGCAGUUCUGGAAGUUCUACAGUCAUCUGGUCCGUCCAGGAGAGCUGAGUGGACACAGCGACUUCCACUUAUUCAAGGAGGGCAUCAAACCUAUGUGGGAGGACGAGUGCAACCGCAGUGGGGGCAAGUGGAUCAUCCGGCUGCGGAAGGGGCUCGCGAGCCGAUUUUGGGAGAACGUCAUUCUCGCCAUGGUGGGGGAACAGUUCAUGGUGGGCGAGGAAAUCUGCGGCGCUGUCGUAUCCGUACGCUUCCAGGAGGACAUCCUUUCAAUCUGGAACAGGACGUCCGGCGAUCAUAUCACAACGUCCAGAAUCAGGGAGACUUUAAGACGGGUUCUCAACCUUCCCCCCAACACCAUCAUGGAGUACAAGACCCACAAUGACAGCCUCAGGGACAACUCGAGCUUCAGAAAUACGAAAAUUUCCCGAUGACGGUUGUGGCCGCCGGCGUUCCCGUCCGCUCGCAGAACGGAAUUACACGUUGCAGCAGACGACGAGCGUGUGUUUGCGUGUCCGCGUGAAGCGAUUAAACCCAGCUCAAGUCAUUUCA
Syngnathoides biaculeatus (alligator pipefish) is the source of this 1043-nucleotide messenger RNA. RefSeq names its product eukaryotic translation initiation factor 4E family member 2 related sequence 1 (gene eif4e2rs1). The record is from RefSeq and is a predicted model, not a curated record. The coding region runs from base 293 to 925 and encodes 210 amino acids. Gene Ontology annotation, molecular function: RNA 7-methylguanosine cap binding; translation initiation factor activity. Lineage: Eukaryota; Metazoa; Chordata; Actinopteri; Syngnathiformes; Syngnathidae. Gene Ontology annotation, cellular component: eukaryotic translation initiation factor 4F complex; cytoplasm. The transcript is spliced from 8 exons. Gene Ontology annotation, biological process: translational initiation.